GUACGGGGCUACACUUGAUCUUCAAAGAAUUUCGCAUGCUGCAUAGCGUGCGAAGGAGUUCUUAUGGGCUCUACUUUUUCCAGCCAAGGCCAUGCUUCUCCUGGUUAUCCUACAUCCUAAACGUGCCAUGGCAGGACAAAGAUUGGCACAAAGAUGUCUCAAUGUUAGAUUCUUAAACUCCAACAAAAUCCUCCAAAAUCCAAUAUUAUUUAGCCAUUUAGGGAUAGAGAUCGUUCUUCACGUCAUUAUUUAGGCAUUUAGGUAAAGAGAGAUUCUUCAUCACGCCAAGGAAGUAGCAAAAAUAGAUAUGAUAGCUGCUUGAUUAGGAAUUGUACAAGACCAAUUGAUAUUUUCUUCUUAACACGUACAGAUACAUUUGCCAUAACAAUAAAAUGGUACUAAAUCGUGCGAAAAAUUAGAAGAUUCAGCAGGUGGGUUUGCAGUUUUGACUGCACAACCUGGUCAGUACUCAGCAGCUCAAAGAAUCCAUCAGUUUUCUUCUCUUAUAUUUGGUUUUUUCUUCACUCUCUCUUAUGCUUUCAUCAUGAAGUUAUGCAUGAAACUCUCUCUGGUUUUAGUUCUUUCUGUGUUUGUUGUUCCAGCAACUGUGCUAUCAGAUUCCCCCCUGAGCUCAAAUGGGGUCUCAGAAAUCCCUAAGAAGUUGCUCAGUUUUGCCCAGAACCCCCAGGUGUUUGAUUGGAUGGUGGGAAUCAGGAGGAAAAUACAUGCAAACCCAGAACUGGGUUAUGAGGAAUUUGAGACCAGUGAGCUGAUCAGAGCAGAAUUGGAUCAAAUGAGUAUUGAAUAUAAACAUCCAGUUGGGGUUACUGGUGUUGUAGGCUUCAUUGGCACCCAAAAACCGCCUUUCGUUGCAAUCAGAGCUGAUAUGGAUGCUCUGACCAUGCAGGAAAUGCUGGAGUGGGUGCACAAGAGUAAAAAUGCAGGGAAAAUGCAUGCUUGUGGGCAUGAUGCUCACGUUGCAAUGCUUCUUGGUGCAGCAAAGAUCCUUAAAGAGCAUGAGCAAGAUUUGCAGGGAACAGUUGUUCUUGUAUUUCAACCGGCGGAGGAAGGAGGAGCAGGGGCUAAGAAAAUGAUAGCUGGUGGAGCAUUAGAGAAUGUUAGUGCUAUUUUUGGGUUGCAUGUUGCAAACCACGUACCUAUUGCUGAAGUGGCCUCCAGACCUGGUCCCUUUUUAGCUGGGGCUGGCUUCUUUGAAGCGACAAUAAGUGGAAAAGGUGGUCAUGCAGCCCUUCCUCACCACGCAGUUGACCCGAUCCUGGCAGCUUCUAAUGUGAUUGUCAGCUUGCAACAUCUUGUCUCGCGUGAAGCUGAUCCACUCGACUCGCAGGUAAUCACUGUUGGAAAAUUUCAAGGAGGUGAUGCAUUCAAUGUUAUUCCAGAUUCUGUCAAAAUAGAUGGAACUUUCCGUGCAUUUACAACGGAAAGCCUAAUGCAACUCAAGCAGCGGAUUAAGCAGGUUAUAACAGGACAAGCAUCGGUACACAGGUGCCUCGCAACUGUCAAUUUCUUUGAAGAUGAGAAACCUUUGUCCCCACCGACCGUAAACCAUAAGGACUUGCGCGAACACUUCAGAAACGUAGCUGGAGAUAUGCUUGGCUUCGAAAAGGUCAAGGACCAUCAACGGUGGAUGGGAUCCGAGGAUUUUGCAUACUACCAAGAGGCAAUACCUGGAUACUUUUCCUUCCUUGGAAUGGCAGAUGAUGCACUUGGACCCCUGCCUAUGCCGCAUUCACCCUACUUCCGUAUCAACGAAGAUGCACUUCCUUAUGGUGCUGCACUCCAUGCUUCUUUCGCUGCGAGGUAUUUGCUCGAGUUUCAACAGGAAGUUCCUUUGCCAGAACGAGAACACCAUGAUGAAUUAUAACAGGCUGAUUGACCAAUUCCUUCGUUCAAACAUUACCUAGUCUUCAUACUCACUGAAGGAUUUUCAUACUGCAGCAACUGUGCAUUGCAUGGUUCAUUCGUCGGUAAAUUAUACAAUCAUGUAUCAACAUUUAGUUUUCAUCAAACGCUGUAACUUUGAAUUCACAUUUGUCAAAUAAAGUGGGCAAUGUUUAGUGUA
Molecule: messenger RNA, 2083 nt
Organism: Malus domestica (apple)
Lineage: Eukaryota; Viridiplantae; Streptophyta; Magnoliopsida; Rosales; Rosaceae
Product: IAA-amino acid hydrolase ILR1-like 4
Biological process (GO): auxin metabolic process
Cellular component (GO): endoplasmic reticulum
Molecular function (GO): IAA-Ala conjugate hydrolase activity
Source: RefSeq, a predicted model, not a curated record